Molecule: messenger RNA, 1110 nt
Organism: Tricharina praecox
Lineage: Eukaryota; Fungi; Ascomycota; Pezizomycetes; Pezizales; Pyronemataceae
Product: kinase-like domain-containing protein
Exons: 1
Coding region: 1-1110 (369 amino acids)
Biological process (GO): signal transduction; protein phosphorylation
Cellular component (GO): cytoplasm
Molecular function (GO): protein kinase activity; ATP binding
Source: RefSeq, a predicted model, not a curated record
AUGGCUACGCCGCCGAUGACCCCCGUUGCCUCUUCAGCGUUUGCGGACUGGGGUGCAGUGAGCCCCGGUUUUGUCGCCCGAACUACAAUAGACUUGAUGAGUGUUCGACGGAGGGCUUUGACCGAAACGCCAGCUUAUCCGGCGGGGAGGUGCAGUGAGGAUGUUGAGAGGGGAGCCAGAGUGAAUCUCGGCAGUGGAGCAUGGAGUGCGGUUGUUCGAGGGACGCUGGUGUCGGACGCCGGCAAGAGGACGGUCGCCAUCAAGAAACCUUGCCAUCCUGGCGCCGAUAAGGUCCUCAGGCAGGAGGCCGAGAUAUUGGCCUACAUCACUGCGGCUGCUCCGAGCGAGUCGAUUGUGAAAUUCUUCGGGUUUGAACCGGUGACUUCAGCGGUGGUGAUGGAAUACAUCCCUGGGACGACACUCGCAGACUACGCCCGGGACUCGAGGAGGAAGCGGGUGGAGCAGCGAACAGGCUUGACGAGCGCUGUGAAAUCCCAACCGGUGAUGGGCCUUCCGGAGUGGCUGGAUCUCUCAGUCCAACUGGUCGACACAUUCGUGCAUCUGAAGCGGAUCGGGGUUAUCCAUGGGGAUAUGACAUGGCACAACGUUCUGAUCAAGGAGAGCCGAACUGAGUCUGGAAGCCAGUUGACACCUAUUGUGAUCGACUUCUCGUCAGGACACCUGGACGUCGAGGGAUAUCUACCGGCCCCAGUGAGUGCCACUACUACUGCCUUCUGUUCCCCCGAGCUCCUCGAGGCCCAUAUCCGCCGCCCGAUCACCCCGCCACUGUCCCCGACGGAUAAGCCAGCACAGGAAGAUCACGGACCCCGCCCAACAUAUGCGAGUGAUCUCUACGGAUUGGCGAUGACCCUGCUCUCUGCAGCCAUCGGAACCGAGGUCUACGAAAACGCUGGCCGGCAUGGCGGGAUAUAUGCUCGUCAGGGACAGCCGUUGGAAUGGGUGAGGAACGGCGAUGCGUUUUUGAUGGUCGGAACGAGGACAGCUCUUUCCAAGUCGUUGAUGGGAUGUUUUGGACGUGUUGCCGAGAAACGGGUGGUGGUGGAAGAGCUCCGGGAUCGCCUGGUGAGCCAUAUGGAGGGUUCGGCAUGA